Mus pahari (shrew mouse) is the source of this 3172-nucleotide messenger RNA. RefSeq names its product transforming growth factor beta regulator 4 (gene Fastkd4). The coding region runs from base 362 to 2251 and encodes 629 amino acids. The record is from RefSeq and is a predicted model, not a curated record. Gene Ontology annotation, molecular function: RNA binding. The transcript is spliced from 13 exons. Gene Ontology annotation, biological process: regulation of mitochondrial mRNA stability; mitochondrial RNA processing. Gene Ontology annotation, cellular component: ribonucleoprotein granule; mitochondrial matrix. NCBI's taxonomy places the organism in Eukaryota, Metazoa, Chordata, Mammalia, Rodentia, Muridae.
GCCGGGCCGCGUGGAGGCGGUACGGCUGAUGGGGGUCAGUGAGGGUGAUCGCCGCAGCAGCCUGGCGUCCUGGAGCGACUGGGUUUCUGAACGGAACAAGACUGGCAGACUUGCCGAAAGAAACGUCAUGUGGAUAUGUAGCCUGCUCUGGGAAAAGAUUUGCAUCAAGGAAGCAUCGAGGACCUGGAGAGUUUGAAAGUACAACUAGGCCUGGUGCCUCCGGGGCUGAAUGCUGAGCUUCGAUAUCUGACCACUCCAUCCUGACACAGAAGCUCCCAGGACUUAUGCUUCAGAAAGUGCUGAUUCAUAUGACUUUGGAGUCACAUACUAGGAGUCCUCCCUCCUCCCUGUGCCCAGCAUCAUGGCCGUUCGCCUGAUGAAGCGGUGUACCUGCCUGCUUCGAGAGGCUACCCGCCUAGUUCCUACUGUUGCCCCAGUUGGCCGACUGAGACUUGCUGGAGUGUCCUGCAAGACUUUGACGUCCUCUGUCAGUUCCCCCUCCUCAGGCUCCUUGACGGAGCUGUUGGGCAAAGAGCAGGUGUUUACUCCGUACCCAGAGCACCAAGAGGUGGACUUCCUCAUUGAGAAAGCCACCAGGCCAGAGCAGCUGCUAGAGCUACUGGGUGCUGACCACAGCCUGCACCACAAUCACGCGGCCCUCAUCCUCAUCCGCCUGUCCUAUCUGCUGUCUGAGAAGCCAAAGGAAAAGGCCUUGCUUGCAGAGGAUGCUCGCUUUCAGAGACUUGUCAAGCUAGUUGACAGUCAGAUAACUUCUGUCUGGCAUGGCACCCUUGUGAAGCUGCUGCGGAGCCUGUACACACUAGUGCUUCCUCAGCUCUCCAAGGAGCUGCAGUCAGUGGAGCAGGAAGUGCGCUGGCGUCUGCGAAGGCUCAAGUACAAGCACCUGGUCUUUCUGGCUGAGUCCUGUACCUCCUUCAUGAAGGAGCAACACUCGCAGGAGCUGCUGGCCGAGCUGCUGAUGCACCUGGAGAGGCGCUGGACUGAGAUCAGCGACAGCCGAACAUUGGUGGCCAUGAUGACAAUGGCGGGGCACCUCUCAGAGUCAUUGAUGAACCACCUGGAAGACAAGUGCCUGGAGCUGGUGGAGCAGUUUGGCCCUGAUGAACUGCGGAAGGUGCUAGUGACACUGGCAGCACAGAGCCGGCGGUCGGUGCCCUUGCUGCGGGCCAUCUCCUACCACCUGGUUCAGAAGCCCUUCCCGAUGACAAAAGGCAUGCUCCUGGACCUGGCAUAUGCCUAUGGGAAGCUCAGUUUCCACCAAACCCAAGUGUCCCAGCGCCUGGCUGCUGACCUCCUACCCUUCAUUCCCAGCAUGACACCUGGAGAGGUGGCCCGCUGCGCCAAGUCCUUUGCCUUCCUCAAGUGGCUCAACCUGCCUUUGUUUGAAGCCUUUACUCAGCACCUCCUCAGCAGAGUGCAGGAUGUCUCCCUGUCCCACGUGUGCAGCGUUCUUCUUGCCUUUGCCCGACUGAACUUUCAUCCUGAACAAGAGGAUCAAUUCUUCAGCAUGGUGCAUGAGAAGCUGGACUCCGUGCUGGGGAGCCUGGAGCCGGCCCUGCAGGUGGACCUGGUGUGGGCACUGUGCGUGCUGCAGCACGUGCACGAGGCAGAGCUGCACACAGUUCUCCAUCCUGGACUCCAUGCACGGUUUCUAGAGAGCAAGUCUCCAAAGGACCAGAGUACCUUCCAGAAAUUGGUCCACAUCAACACCACUGCCCUGCUGGAGCACCCUGAAUAUAAAGGCCCUUUCCUGCCAGCCUCAGCUGUAACCCCCAGCCCCUCACCCUCUAAUAAGAAGAUGACACCCCUACAGAAGGAGCUGCAGGAGACACUGAAGGCCCUGCUGGGGAACACUGACAAGGGCAGCCUGGAGGUGGCCACACAGUAUGGCUGGGUGCUGGAUGCAGAGGUGAUCCUGGAUGCCGAAGGCCACUUCCUGCCCCUAAGAAACUUUGUUGCUCCUCACCUUGCCCAGCCAGUGGGGAACCAGCCAUUACCCCCAGGAGCUAAAAGGAUCGCUUUCCUACGCUGGGAGUUCCCCAACUUCAACAGCAGAAGCAAGGACUUGUUGGGCCGUUUUGUCCUGGCCCGUCGACAUGUGCUGGCUGCAGGCUUCCUGGUGGUAGAUGUCCCAUAUUAUGAAUGGCUGGAUCUGAAGUCUGAAUGGCAGAAAAGCGCCUACCUCAAGGACAAGAUGCGAAAAGCAAUGGCUGAGGAGCUAGCCAAAUGACCUUACCCAUCAGUUCAGACUGCUCCCAAAGACCUGACUGCUCAGGGACCCAGCAGUGAGUGCUGGGUAGGCCAGAGUUGUCAUCUAACAUCAGAGAGAUGAACUGUGUCUGUAGGACGUGGUCAAGAGUAGGGGGUGCUCAGCAUCUCCAGGGAACGAGUGGUCCUAAUAAAUCCUUUUGUUCGGUGGAAGCCGGCUAUCUUCCCAGGCUCUGUAUCUAUCUCCUCUCCCUUAUUUUGGACACACAUACACACCCUCUUCUUCCUAGCUCUCCAGGAUUCUGCCGAGUGUACUCUCCUUCCCCAGCUCCCCAAUAAUGCCUGUGUGCUAUGGCACAGCAGAGGAGGUUGGCUUGAGAGACAGAAAACCUACUGUCCUGAGAGGUUCCCCCAUCACCGUGCCACUAGAGAGUAUCGGAAGGGAACAGGUGCUGUGAAGGCAUUUGGAAGGCCCUAGUUCUGGCACAAGAGUAAAGUCCACUAGGCUGAUGCCACAAGAUCCAUAGCCAGACUGUCACUCAUGACUUCUACAGCCACUCCGGGGACCGCCCUUCAGGUGGAGCCCUGAGUCCUCUGCAGCUCUGAGUAGCAGCAGGAUGUCUACCUUCUACCCUCUUCAGGAGACUCCCAUCCAUAAGGCUUGCCCAAAGGGGAGUCUUGCAACAAAGGAGGUUCUCACCCUACUUGGUACAUUCCUCCCAAAGCACCAGUCCGAGUCCUCUGUGUGACUUAGCACUUCUAUUGUCCUGACUCUUGGUUACCACAGAGGUGAGGGAGAAGCAGAAAAGCGGCUGGAACUGGCUUACAGGAAGGAGCAGCUGGCCACAGCUUGUCUAGGUUGGUAGUGCUGACAACCCAGUCGGGGAAGUCUGCUGGUGUAUGAGGAAAUAAAAAUUUGUGCUGCUCACCACAUGGGCCACUG